This is a messenger RNA of Saitoella complicata NRRL Y-17804, 2079 nucleotides long. Its product is annotated as TFP11-domain-containing protein. Gene Ontology annotation, biological process: spliceosomal complex disassembly. Gene Ontology annotation, molecular function: nucleic acid binding. The transcript has a single exon. Gene Ontology annotation, cellular component: U2-type post-mRNA release spliceosomal complex. The coding region runs from base 1 to 2079 and encodes 692 amino acids. The record is from RefSeq and is a predicted model, not a curated record. Lineage: Eukaryota; Fungi; Ascomycota; Saitoellomycetes; Saitoellales; Saitoellaceae.
AUGGCCUCUCUAAGGAAGAAAGGUCCCCCAGCCCGCGGCGAAUCUCGUCUCAAAGCCGGCUUCGGUGCCAAAAUGCUCGCAAAAAUGGGUUACGUCGAAGGCCAAGGUCUCGGUUCAAAUGGGCAAGGAAUCGUGAAUCCUAUCGAGACCAAGUUACGGAGUGGACGGUUGGGUGUGGGAGGGAUGAAGGAGAUGACGGAGCAGGCGAGGGAGGAGGCGAGGAGGAGGGGUGUUGUGUUUGGUGACGAUGAGGAUGAGUUACAGAAGAAGCGAAAGGCAAAGGCUAAGAAGGAGGGGGGUGCGGGGACGCCGAGGAUGGGGGCAGGGAGGGGGAGGAAGGAGAAAGAGGUUUUUAGGACUGCGGAGGAGAUUGCGGUUGAGGCUGGUGGGUUGGUUAUUCCGCCUGCGCUGGCGAAGAUUGUGGAUAUGACUGGACGUGAGGUCAAGACUAUCUCCGCUGCCGAAGGUGUCGGUACACCAAAGGGGGAGAAUAGACAGGAUGUGGAGAUGAAGAUUGCGUUGAUGGCGCGGAGGGAGUUGGAGGCGUAUGCGUCUGAAUGGAAGGCAUUACAGGACCAAAAGAAAUAUGUCGAGCAAGAAGAGAAACGACUCGCGAGGGUUAUUGACGAUGAGACCGAAAAGAUCACAAGACUUGAGGGAUUGGUCGCGCUAGUCGUGGAGAUCGAGGAUAUGAGUUCUAAGUCUACGGGCCACGAGAGUGAGGUCGCUUUGGAUUGGAUCUCCGCUAAGCUGGAACAGAUGCAAUUCCAGUACCGGGACGAAAGCGAAGCCCUCGAACUCGACCAAGUCGCUGUGGGUGCCAUUACACCCUUUAUCAAACAAGCACUUGCCUCCUGGGAUCCCCUCUCCCAACCCACCUAUUUAUUGGAUUAUUUCCAUCGGUGGAGGGGGGUGUUGAGAAUUAAGAGUAAGAGCGAUAUCGAGGCCCAAUUUGAGGCGAAUGGGUUCUUGGGGGAGGAGAGGGAGAGGACGACGUAUUACGAGACGCUGAUGAUGCAGAUUUGGUUGCCCAAAGUCCGGUCGGCGAUCAACAAUGAGUGGGAUCCCCUCCACCCGGGGCCUGUGUUAAAUGUGCUCGAAGCGUGGGAACAGCUGUUACCCCCGUUCAUAAGUCAGAGUAUACUCGAGCAGCUCAUCCUGCCCAAGCUGCACGCGGCAGUGCAGGAGUGGAACCCGAGACGGAAAGGGCCGGAGCCGCAUACGUGGGUGUUCCCGUGGUUACCGUUACUGGGAGAACGUAUGGCUGAGGUGGUUGAUGAUGUCAAGAGGAAGUUUGGGAAGGUGUUGGCGGGGUGGAGGAUUGAGGAUGGCGUUGUGGAGGGUUUGGAGGAGUGGAGGGAGGUGUUUGGGAAGGGUGAGAUGGAGGGGAUAUUGGUUAAGCAUCUACUACCCAAACUCGCCAGUGUGCUUAGGGUUGAUUUCGAGGUGGAUCCGGCGGAUCAGAAGUUGGAGCCGCUGGGACUCGUGUUUCCCUGGUUACCAUUUUUCCGGCCAAGCACGUUCGGACAGCUUUUCGAGGCAGAGUUCUUCCCGAAGUGGUUGAAUAUUCUGUAUUUGUGGUUAACGGAUGAACCGAACUACACAGAGGUGAGUCAGUGGUAUCAAUUUUGGCAGGAGGUGUUUCCGAGGGAUAUGAGGAGUAUCCCGGCUGUGCGGAAAGGGUUUGCGAAGGGGUUGGAUAUGAUGAAUCAGAGUCUUGAUCUUGGGGCGAGGGCUGCGAAGGAACUUGCUCCGCCCGCUGCUGGACCAGCGAAACCCAUCGCACCGCCUACAAAGCCGAUGGAGAAAGUACAGCCGAAGAAGUAUGUACCGCCGGUUGAAACGACUUUCAAGGAUAUCGUCGAGGGCUUUUGUGCGGAGAAUAAUCUGUUGUUGAUGCCUACGAGAAAGGCGCAUGAAGUUACGGGGAAGCCGUUGAUGAGGGUUACGGCGAGCGCGAGCGGGACGGGUGGGGUGCUUGUUUAUUUGGAUCAGGAUGUUAUUUGGGCGCAGGAUCGGAAGAGGAGGGAAGUGUUUGAGCCGAUCGGGUUUGAGGAUUUGUUGAAAAGGACGGGAUAG